Messenger RNA from Penicillium oxalicum, 2067 nucleotides. RefSeq lists its product as uncharacterized. Bases 1 to 2067 code for a protein of 688 amino acids. Lineage: Eukaryota; Fungi; Ascomycota; Eurotiomycetes; Eurotiales; Aspergillaceae. The record is from RefSeq and is a predicted model, not a curated record. The transcript has a single exon. Gene Ontology annotation, molecular function: monooxygenase activity.
AUGACUCAAACUCAGCCCACCCCCAAGCACACCUUCGCUGAGCGUGCUGCUGCCAACAACUUCAACGAUGCGCAAAUCCUCAACUCCAACAAUCCCGCGGGCGCAGAUGUCCCUACCAAGUCGGACGUCGUUGUCGCAGGUGGAGGUAUCCACGGCCUCAUCUAUGCCAUCCACGCUGCCAAGUACAAGCCUGGCAAGCUCAACAUCUCCUUGAUCGAAAAGGGCACCAAGCCUGGCUACAAGAUCGGCGAGAGCACUCUGCCUCUCUUCUCGCUGUGGUGCAAGAUGCACGGCUUGACAGCCGAGUACAUGCUGCGUCUCUUCGGUCUCAAGGAUGGCCUGUGCUUCUAUUUCCUCGACCGUGAGAAGCAGGGCGAGUAUACCGACUUCUGCAGCAACGGUACCCCCGGUCUCUUCCUCAGUGGCUUCCAGAUCGAGCGUUCGAUCAGUGAGCUGCUCUUCACUCUGUUGGCUCAGCGCAACGGAGUCAACGUCUACCACGGCCGCCAGGUGGACUUCAACGGCAGCACCAUCAAGGGUGGAUUCCAGAGCAACAAGAUCGCCAUCAACCCUGGCAAGUUCGACGGCAAGCCUGCCACCACCAUCGACUCCUCCCUGCUCGUUGAUGCCACAGGUCGCUUCCGCCAGCUGGCCUCCAAGAAGGCUUCCCUCAAGCGCUUCGAGGGCUGGAACUACGACGCCUUCUGGGGCUACUUCACUGCCCCCAAGGAUGAGAGCGACAUUCCCCUUCGCUAUUACGAGGGCGACCACACCAACCACCUGUGCUUCCCCGAGGGUUGGGCCUGGGUCAUCCGUCUUCCCUCGUGGGAGGGCAGCCCGAUCCCCAACCUGAUGGACAUGAUCUCGUACCUGCUCGACUGCGCCGCAGCCGGUGUUCCUGGCGACCAGAUCCCCAGCUCUGAGGAGCUCGCCAAGAUGUUCGACCUCAAGUUCCAGUGGGUGACCAGCAUUGGCUUCGCCGUCCGCAACGAUGUCAAGUACCCUGAGGACAUGUCCGCCUACGGCACUCGCGAGGCUGAGCGCAAGUUCAACUACUUUGUCCAGAAGUACGACCUCAUCAACAAGUUCAUGGGCAAGUUCGAGCUGGUCGAGGACUUGUACGGACCUGGAACUACCUGGUACAUCCGCAAGUCACUCACUUACCAGUCCCCCGUCGUCUCCGGCCCUGGCUGGCUGGCCGUUGGUGACGCCUGUGGCUUCACCAACCCUCUGCACUCCCCCGGUAUCACGGCCGCCAUGUCAACCUCGACCUUCGCGGCCGAGCUGACGCACCAGGCCCUUGACGAGGCCAAGCGUGCCGCCAACGCCGAAGCCGCCGAGCUGUCCAUCCGCAAGACCCUCGCUCCCUACGACGACUUCUCCAAGCGCCUCAUCCCGGCCCUGAACCAGAUGAACAAGUUCAACUACGUUUGCUUCCGUGAUCCCCGACUGGGACCACAGGUCUCCUGCCUGUGGCAAUUCUUCGCUGGUAUCGGUAUUCCAGACUGGCAGCUCAUCCGUCAGGACUACAACCUCAACUUCGAGACGUAUGUGCCCCACUCGAUCAACUGGGCCUGGGGAUCCAUGGUGCCCGAGUACGAUGCCGUCGCCCGUAAAGCGAUCGAGCUCAUCGCGCCCAUCCCGCUGGAGGAGACCGUCCCCGAGGAGAUUGUCCGCGAGGUGAUCGACUUCUCCAACUCGAUCAAGCGUCAGGCGGUCGACUCCAACCGUUUCAACUUCCGCUGGGACGGUCUGCUGCGCUACUACGAUCUCUUCCUCAACUACGACGAGAAGAAGAACUGGAAGGAUGUCUUCUCGCGCAAGUGCAAGGGCUGUGGAGCCUGGCUUGUCUGCCGUCCCGACUGGCGCAAGUGCCACUCUUGUGGUGAGGCACGAACUGAGGAAGAGGCCGCCGUCACCUGGAACCCACCUUUGGCGGUCGACGAGGUCAAAGCGCUGGUGCGGGCAUCGGAUGCCAAACCUGCUGCGCGCGCUGCACAGACCGUGACUGAGGAGGCCAAAAAUGGAACGGUGGUUGUUUCUCACGCGGUGGAGAUUUCUGCCUAA